Manihot esculenta (cassava) is the source of this 1642-nucleotide messenger RNA. RefSeq names its product enoyl-[acyl-carrier-protein] reductase [NADH], chloroplastic. The transcript is spliced from 14 exons. Gene Ontology annotation, biological process: fatty acid biosynthetic process. Lineage: Eukaryota; Viridiplantae; Streptophyta; Magnoliopsida; Malpighiales; Euphorbiaceae. Bases 202 to 1386 code for a protein of 394 amino acids. The record is from RefSeq and is a predicted model, not a curated record. Gene Ontology annotation, molecular function: enoyl-[acyl-carrier-protein] reductase (NADH) activity.
GUGUUCAGACCUUGGCUCCAGCUGCUGCCGCUUGUUGCAGACAGAAACUCCAAAACCACUAAAACCCUUGUAAAGCUCAACCCACUUCUACUCUCCAGCAUUGGCUCUCUCCGCCUCUCCACGGUCUAUACAGUUCGGCCUUUGGUUUCUCUUCUGGAUGAUUAAGAUCACUGUUUUCCUCAGAGAUUUAAUCUAUUGAAAAUGGCGGUAACUGCAGCAGCCUCCAGCCUGCAAUUAGCAACAACGUCGACGAGGCCCUACUUUUCAUCUUCUUGCAGAGUUGUCAAGUUGGGUGCCAGUGUUAUUGUUGCUAACAGUGUUUCUUGGACUAAGCUUGCCAGUGUUUCUCGUAUGUCCUCCAUAUCACCUUUCAGACAGCAUAAUUUCAUGUCAUGUUCAGUUAAAUUCAAUAGGAUUUCCACAAAAGCAAUGUCUGAUUCCAGUGAAAGUAAGAGAGUGUCUGGACUGCCAAUUGAUUUGAAAGGUAAGCGGGCUUUUAUUGCUGGUGUGGCUGAUGAUAAUGGGUAUGGUUGGGCAAUAGCAAAAUCUCUUGCUGCUGCAGGUGCUGAAAUACUGGUGGGAACAUGGGUGCCUGCUUUGAAUAUUUUUGAAACCAGCUUGCGACGAGGAAAGUUUGAUGAAUCACGAGUGUUGCCAGAUGGUUCUUUGAUGGAGAUCACCAAAAUAUAUCCCCUUGAUGCAGUGUAUGACAACCCUGAGGAUGUGCCUGAAGAUGUGAAAAUGAAUAAGCGUUAUGCAGGAUCAUCUAAUUGGACUGUUCAGGAAGUUGCUGAAUCUGUCAAACAGGAUUUUGGCAGUAUUGACAUCCUUGUACAUUCACUUGCUAAUGGACCAGAGGUCAGUAAACCUCUAUUAGAGACAUCAAGGAAAGGGUAUCUUGCAGCUGUAUCUGCAUCAAGCUACUCAUAUGUUUCUUUGCUCAAGCAUUUCCUACCAAUAAUGAAUCCAGGUGGUUCUUCAAUUUCUCUUACAUAUAUUGCUUCUGAGAGGAUCAUUCCUGGAUAUGGAGGAGGUAUGAGUUCUGCAAAAGCUGCACUCGAGAGUGAUACAAGAGUGCUUGCUUUUGAGGCAGGAAGGAAACACAAGAUUAGAGUCAACACUAUAUCUGCUGGUCCGCUAAGAAGUCGUGCUGCAAAAGCAAUUGGAUUUAUUGAUACAAUGAUCGAGUACUCAUUAGCCAAUGCUCCGCUGCAAAAGGAACUAUCUGCAGAUGAGGUGGGGAACACUGCUGCCUUCUUAGCUUCACCUCUGGCUUCUGCCAUCACUGGUGCUCUUAUAUAUGUUGACAAUGGCCUCAAUGCAAUGGGCAUGGGCCUUGACAGUCCAAUAUUGAAAGACCUCGAUAUCCCAAGAGACAAGCACUAGAUAUGACUGCAGGUGGGUACAUACUUCAUAGCGAGUGAGGUUGAGCUUUAGUUAAUGCUGCCAUUUUCUUUCUCUUGUUCCUUUAUUCCUUCAUUGGGAUUUUCCUAAGAGGGCAUAGCCAUCGGGCACCAAUUUUCUUUCAUGAGGUCUUUCUUAAUUAGAGACCAUUGAACAUGCUAAUUGAUUUGAAUUAAAUUUAUUUUAAGUGUACGAACAUACCUUUAUGAUAAUGGUUGUAAGCUUAAUCUUUGCUGCC